AUGAUGCGCCUUCACUGCACUCCGCCUAAUUGGACGGCCGCCGACCGCUCGUCACCGGGAGAAAAAACCGCCGCGGCGGCAGAGCGGACGGAUCGCGCCCUCGACGUUCGCACGGCGCCCUUUAAAGUCCGAAUGCGUUUCACUCGCGCACCGACAUCAUGUCACCGGCGAACGUGCAGCUCUCGACCGAAAUCACCGGCGAUUAUUAUUCGGCGAUGCGCCAUUAGCGAUCUUUCCUCGUCGGAACAUUGGACGGUUCAAUUUAGAACGGAUUACGUUUCUCGCCAUCGGUGCGGCCUAACUAAUGAAGAUUUAAACCGUCGCUGGUCCAAGCCGAGUCCCGUUUUGCAUCCUUCAAUAUAUCACACUAAGGGCCUGAUCGAGUAUCUGUUGCGCGUGUGGCGGAAGCCGCCGCUGGUGUUCUGCGACUACCACGGCCACUCGCGCAAGAAGAACGUGUUCUUCUACGGGUGCGCCGGCGCCGAGAGCUGGUGCAGCAGCGACCGUAUCGCGCCCGACGAACCAGUCAAAUACCUCAUGCUGCCGGCUCUGAUGCACCGAAUAUCGGGCGCGUUCGCGCUUGGCUCUUGCUCCUUUCGAGUGGAACGCGAGCGUGAGAGCACCGCCCGCGUCACCGUCUGGCGCCAUCUAGCGGUCGCCCGCUCCUACACCAUGGAGGCUUCCUUCUGUGGCUUCGAUCAGGGACCGUACAAGGGCUUCCAUCUGAACACGCAGCACCUACAGGGCGUGGGCAGCGACCUCUGCGAGGCGCUAGGAGGCCUAAGCGACGGCGCCACUGUCGACAUUCAACUGACUAGGGAACUCAACGGAAACAUUGCGAUCAAUUGGAAUAAUGUAAGCAAAAGAGAAAAAGCUGUGGACAGCGAACAAGGUUCAGGAUCGGACAGUGUGCUCAAGACAGACUCAGAUGAGGAUUUUGAU
This is a messenger RNA of Iphiclides podalirius (scarce swallowtail), 942 nucleotides long. The record is from the annotation of a GenBank genome assembly. NCBI's taxonomy places the organism in Eukaryota, Metazoa, Arthropoda, Insecta, Lepidoptera, Papilionidae.